AUGCUCACCUCUAGCCGAGCUCCUUUCUAUGGCAUCGUCCUGGGUAACGUGGCUACACCACUCGGGUCAGUGGUUUUGCCAGUCACCUUUGGGACCAAAGAUAACUACCGCAUCGAGUACAUCAAGUUCAAGGUGGCGGACUUCGACUCGUCAUCUCAUGCCAUCCUUGGCAGACCGGCACUAGCCAAAUUCGUGGUCGUGCCCCACUAUGUCUACCUACUACUUAAAAUACCGGGCAAGACAGACGUACUCACACUCCACGGCGACCUCAAGAAGUCGUACGACUGCGACCAAGAAGCGAUCGAGUACACCACAACAUCACGCGUGCCAGAGCCAUCUGCAAAAGUACUCGCGGCAACACACAAGCUGACCAACUCAGAGAUGGAGAUCUCCAACCAGUGA
Molecule: messenger RNA, 402 nt
Organism: Panicum hallii
Lineage: Eukaryota; Viridiplantae; Streptophyta; Magnoliopsida; Poales; Poaceae
Exons: 1
Coding region: 1-402 (133 amino acids)
Source: RefSeq, a predicted model, not a curated record